AUGGGGAGGGGGAAGGUGGAGCUGAGGAGAAUUGAGAACAAGAUAAACAGACAGGUGACUUUUGCAAAGAGAAGAAAUGGAAUGCUUAAAAAGGCCUAUGAACUCUCUGUUCUUUGCGAUGCCGAAGUUGCCCUCAUCAUCUUCUCCAACAAAGGCAAACUCUAUGAGUUCUGCAGCACCUCCAGUAUGGUAGAAACACUGGAGAGAUACCACAGAUGCAGCUUUGAUUCAUCAGUUGAAGCCCAACAAUCUCCCAAUAAUGGACAGAACAGCUACCAUGAGUAUUUAAAGCUCAAGGCAAGAGUUGAAGCUCUGCAACAAUCCCAGAGACAUAUUUUGGGGGAAGAUUUGGGCAGGUUUAGUGCACAGGAACUUGACCAAUUAGAGGGUGUAUUAGAGGCCUCUUUAAGACAAGUUCGAUUAAAACAGACACAACAAAUGUUCCAACAGCUUUCAAGUCUUGAACAAAAGGGAAAAGACCUUAUGGAGAUCAAUGAAUCACUGAAAAGCAAAAUUGAAGGAAGAAGCAGCAGCAGCAAUAUAGGAUCAUUACAAGAAACAUGGGGUGCCGGCGAUCGGCACAUAGCGCCGUAUAGGCCGAGGCCGGUGCACCCUGAGGUCUUCUUCGAGACUCUCGAUCGCAACAACUCGGCCGACAUGGCUCGAGCAAAUAAUGAAGCAGGAGGAUCAUCAACACAGAACAAUAAUGCCAAAGGGUUGCUGCCGGAAUGGAUGCAUUGA
Molecule: messenger RNA, 741 nt
Organism: Andrographis paniculata
Lineage: Eukaryota; Viridiplantae; Streptophyta; Magnoliopsida; Lamiales; Acanthaceae
Product: MADS-box protein 04g005320-like
Exons: 8
Coding region: 1-741 (246 amino acids)
Biological process (GO): positive regulation of transcription by RNA polymerase II
Cellular component (GO): nucleus
Molecular function (GO): RNA polymerase II cis-regulatory region sequence-specific DNA binding; protein dimerization activity; DNA-binding transcription factor activity, RNA polymerase II-specific
Source: RefSeq, a predicted model, not a curated record